Messenger RNA from Phycodurus eques (leafy seadragon), 2592 nucleotides. It is a transcript of the gene fam114a1, whose product is annotated as family with sequence similarity 114 member A1. The record is from RefSeq and is a predicted model, not a curated record. Lineage: Eukaryota; Metazoa; Chordata; Actinopteri; Syngnathiformes; Syngnathidae. Bases 270 to 1859 code for a protein of 529 amino acids. The transcript is spliced from 13 exons.
GAUCAGCUUGUGAUCGUUCCACGGAGGCGCAUGUCGUCAUCUUGACACUUUUUGCUCUUCGUCAAUCCGUACAGUUGUCGUUGAAGAUGCGAAGGAGGUCAACAUCUCGCCACGUGUGAUAAUCUUCGCUUCCUGCAGCCGGAGACGACGCUUUGAGGGAGGCGCGGGGAAGCCUCUCGGCCGUCGUUGUUGGUCUCGGGCGCCUGCCGACGUGGCGGAGCGGAACUCGGAGGCGCCGCCGGCCGGUUACUGGCACCCAACCGACCACCAUGUCCCAGUCCGCCCCCUCUGAAGCGGAGACCCCCCCGCCGCACCACUCCGACCUCAGCUGCGUCCCCGGAGCCCCCGCCGAAGAUCGCCGGCCUCCGGAGACCCCCGAGGGGCCGAGCGACCUCACCGGAGAGACCCCGACGUCCUCCGAGAGUCCGGCCCGACCUGAGGGUCAGCUGACCGAAUGUGACCAAUCGGUGAGCCUGGAGCCAGACGCUGCGGAGGACGACAAAGAUAGCUCGCGUCCGGGCAGCGAUCGAGCGUGGGGAGGUUGGGGUUCGUGGGGCAAAUCCCUUCUGAGCAGCGCCACCUCCACAGUGGGUCACGGUUUGACGUCGGCGAAGGCGAAGGCGGGAGAAGCUCUGCGUCUCCGCGGGACGUCGCUGGGGGAGGAGGCCGGAGAGGACGAGCCGGAGGGCGCAGGGGAAAGCGUCCGGCUGACGGGCCUCCGAGAGUCCGCCUCCAACAGGGGCGUCUUCUCUGCCAUCUCCAAUGUUGUGCAGAACACGGGUAAAUCUGUGAUCAGCGGCGGUCUCGACGCCUUGGAAUUCAUCGGGAAGAAGACCAUGACCGUUCUGGCUGAGAGCGACCCCGGUUUCAAAAGGACCAAGACGCUGAUGCAGAAGACGGCCACGCUGAGUCAGAUGUUGAAGGAAGCCAAGGAGAAGGAGCGAGCACGCCUGAGCGAGCAGCCCGUGAGCGCCCCGACGGCCCACUAUGGGAUUCUUUUCGACGACUACCAGGGCUUGUCCCACCUGGAGGCCCUCGAGAUCCUGUCCAACGAGAGCGAGGGCGAGGUCCAAGCGUUCCUCUCCUCCCUGGAGGAGGACGAGCAGGAGGAGGUGAAGAAGGAGCUGAUUGGCAUCAAGGAAGUCUUCAUCAGCCGCGAGGAAGAAAAGGACGAGGAGAGUGGCGACGGAGAGCCGGCGAAGGAAGCUGAUGAAGAGUUUGUGAGUGUCGUCACGGAGUUGCUGUUUGAGCUUCACGUCGCCGCCACACCGGACAAACUCAAUAAGGCUCGGAUGAGCGCCCGCCGUUGGGUCGGCGAGGUGGCGCGGCCUGUCGCCACGGAGACGGUUGGCAGGGAGACGCGGGAGGAGGAGGAGGAGGAGGGCGGCGACGAUGGCGCGGCGCAGGAAGAGAAGAGGGAGGAAGAGGAGGCAAAGACGAAGGAGGAGGAGGACGGGCUGAAAUCUGCGGAGGCCGUCUACGCGUCGUCCGUCGGCAGUCUGGCGGAAGUGACGGCCCGAAGCAUCGAGCAGCUCCACAAGGUGGCCGAACUCGUCCUCCACGGGCGCGAGCGGGAGAAAGCGGCCGGGGAGCGGGCGCGCGUCCUCGCCAGGUUGACGCGCGCCAUGUGCGAGGAGGUGGAGCGUUUGGCCGGAAUGUUCUCGGACGCGCUGCUCCUCGUCGGGUGUCGGAGGAGAGCCGAGGAGCUGAGCCCGCUGGUGGACGGUGUUCUGCUGGAGGCCUCCAACAGCACCAACUACAUCCAGAACGCCUUCCGGCUUCUGCUGCCCGUCUUGCAGAUUUCCCACAUUCAGAGCCAACGCGACGGAACCUGCGCAGAACCGCACGUGCAGCACUAACACACACGCAAGGAAUUUUAUUGUACAGAAACGCUCAGAACUUCCAAACUAAGAGCUUCGAAGCCGUUUGUUGAUGUGUAUAAUGCAAAGUUAUCCUGGUCGGCAGGCGGCUCGCAUGUGUCGCUGACCCUGUUUUUGUUUUGACUCGGACGCGUCUCGCCAAGUGCUGAAUGCAAAGAUGACACCGGCUUAAGAAAAAACCGAUUUAGGACCGUUUUGCAUGGCUGAAUCGGGAAAUGACAUCCGUUUCUCUUGUUCAGGUCAGGUCGGUAAGUGUAUUAAUCAAAUGUUACAAACUUUGAAUACUAGACCUCGAUGAAAGUUGUAAGUACCUGUAAAACGUGGGCGUAAUUCAAAAAGUUCACCCGAUUGAGCAACACCGAUGCGAUAUUUGGAUUCAGCACGUCCAAAUUGUUUGAAAUUGGCGGGAAAGCAAAAUCGUCGCCAUUCAAUUUGUUGUUGACCAGCGUAACCGUCUCCAAAAACCCAGCAUAACCAAAAUGUGUCGGCGUUUACAUUCGUGUAUUUAAAAAAUAUGCUCAGCACUCUUUGCACUGACUGACACUAGAAAUAUGUUUUUCUUAAAAACGCCAGCAUUCACGAUUUUUGACAUCGUAGCCCUCCAACCGAUACGACCCUGACGCGAAUGUAUUUGCCCAACAUUCGCGCUACUCCGCUGCAAUGCAAAUGUAGAGCGGAAAUGUGUAACUACGAAAUAAAUGCUCCGAUGAGA